Molecule: messenger RNA, 1363 nt
Organism: Protomyces lactucae-debilis
Lineage: Eukaryota; Fungi; Ascomycota; Taphrinomycetes; Taphrinales; Protomycetaceae
Exons: 3
Coding region: 262-1266 (334 amino acids)
Source: RefSeq, a predicted model, not a curated record
CACACACGCUUCUCCCUACGCGGCGAACGCGGGACAGUGCAAUGGCGCGGCAGCAUCGAGGGAGCUCCAUGGCUCGGAAUCGCAUGGGAUGAUCCUCGCAGAGGCAAGCAUGAUGGUGUCUAUCAAGGCGCACAGCUCUUCACCUGUCGACCUGGUACGGGCUCCUUCUUGCGAGAAGGCAAGUUCAAGCCAGACCCGACCGUCUGUUUAUCAAGAGCACUUAGGGAGAAGUAUCAAGAGGCAGGGAAUCUACUUGCAGAGAUGUCUGUUGCUGGUAUCGACCGUGCUGCUCAACAAGUUGGUUUCAGGCGUGCUCAGGAACGGUAUAGCGAUGUCCAAGCGCUGAAGCUCGUCUCGCUUGAGGCACGUUGCAUUGAUACACUGGAUGAGGUGGACUUGCCAUGCUGCGAGGAUUUCGAUCUCUCGUGCAACUUGAUUGACGACCUCGAUUGCGUGGCGCGUCUCUGCCUGUCCCUGCCGCGUCUGAAGUGCCUCAGGCUUGCUGGGAAUCGCUUUCGCCAGCUAGAAACGAGAGAAGUGACAGUAGAGACGCUGCAUCUCGGUGAUACAAUGCUGUCCUGGGAUGACAUUCUCAUACUCUGUACACGCUGGCACGUUAAGCAUCUAUUCCUCGAGCACAAUGAGCUCCAGGAUCCUGCAGCAAACCUCAAGACGGCGCCAGAGGUGCAGUCUGUUGAAUUGACAGGCAACUCCAUCACAGACGUGCACAGCAUCACGCGCGUCUUUCCUUCUCUAGAGUCCUUGUCUCUGACUGGCAAUCAGGUCGCUGCCAUUUCCUCUGUGACGCUGUCGCACCCGCUAAGACGACUCGCCCUCCAAGAUAAUCCACUCCCUGUCGAUGCGCUGAGUGCAUUGCCAUAUCAGCUCAUAGAGCUGUCCAUGACGCAGCUGGCUGAUCCAGAUGCUGACCUGGCUCGGCGGCUCGAUAUCCUCAAACACUUGCCCAGCCUGCAAGUACUUAACAAGACACGCAUCACGGCACAAGAAAGACAAGAUGCACUCGCCGUUGCUGCACCGAAACGCGAUGCCAUGCUGUUGGCGCAUGAUGUCUUGAAUUUAACACUCGCCUGGGAGGAGGAUAUGGUUGAGGUGCGCGUUCUCAAGUCACAGACAGUCUUGCAGAUGCGCAACUUGGUGAAGCACAUCUGUGGUGUCCGUCCUUCCAGUACUCUGCAGGACGACGCGACCCUCGACUCACUUGGGCUUGAGUCUGGUGGGAGACUACUUUUUCAUAUCCAUGGCUGAUGUAUAGGUGUUCUCCUCUAGCAGGCGAUCAAGCUCUCUGCGAACGUGAUCAACCUGAUUUUUCGUGACGAGGAUGCGGUAGGCGUCGAGGUCUUCC